GUAAGAUGGCUGCGGGAAAGGGAAGAGUGUUUGAGAAAUCAUCAAAUGGGAUGUUUAUCUGUCUCUAACAGGAUGCACAGCAGCCCGAAUGAAGGAGUGGUUAAUGUGUCAGCUCCCCCGGCUCACUAUGGUCUAGCUCGCCAGUUGUCUCCGGCUAACUCGCGCGCUGUUCACCCGUUUACUGCUCUGACAUUGUGGAAUUCAUUAGCAGCUAGCCGUUAGCAACCUACGAGCGCUAACUUACUAGCAACCAGCUAGCAGGUAUCCGUGGAAAUCAGGAGCUCGCGACAACUGUUGAGACUCCUACAGCUAUCAAAGCGCAGAGUGGCCGUCCUGACUGGCUAUGGAGUGGAGUUGGCUUCAGACUGGAUGACAGGGUCUACAGGGCGGACAGGGUCACACAGAUUCUAACGCAGCAGCAGUGGGCUUUUUCCUCGAUGUACACUGACUGGCAGUGACAGCACAUUUUCAGCUGACCUCCUUCCCCUCCUUCUCUCUAUUCGGAUACACUUUCCCCUCCCCUUGCUCCCCCUCUUCUCCCCCCUCUCCCUCCUCAUCCUCCUCCACCUCCUCCCUCCCACAUCUUUUCCUUUUCUUCCCUCUUAAUUUCUUUUUGCCCUCGGUUGCUUCAAAACUCCAACUUUUUUUUCUGUUUUUUUUUUUCUGUUUUUUUUUUUACUGGAACUUCCUCUCUCGUCUUUGAGUUCCCGUGACCUGCCUCUCACUGAGUCCAGCAUGAGCUGGUUGAGCAGGUUGAACCCACGGGGUCCAGGGAGCCGGUCCGGCCGGAGUGCCGCCCCCUCCAGCCCCUGCACUGCUGACCCAGAGACAUGCCUCAUGGUGUUUGAGAACCACUGGAGACAGGUCUCUUGGGUGCUGGAGCAGCACGAGCCUUCAUCCUCCAGCGAUGACCUGACAGCAGUGAGGAAUCACACCGACCAGAUGUUAUGUCUACUGGCAGAGGAGCGGCCUGCAGAGAGCCCGGAGGGUGGCGCAGGCGUGGCACCCAUGGGCCCCAUACUGGAGCUGGUGGUCACCGAGAACAUUCUGGAGUGCCUGGUUCAGUGGCACCUCCGUCGCGGCCUGGACCCAGACAGCCAGGGGGCGCUGCUCAAGCUGUUUGAGAUGCUCAUCGGCCAGUCCCAGCAGCCUCUGCUGCAGCACACAGCUGUCCUCCACCCUCUGCUGAGGCUGCUGGGAGCCUGCGCCGACCCAGAACUUGGGUGUCCUUCAGCUCUGGAAAACAGCCUGGUGCUGCUGCUCAACCAGGUCUGUGUGUCCAUGGCCCGGCAGCCUGUGGUUCUGGAGAUGUUGUUCCGGGCGGCACCGGCUCAGCAGGGCUCCACCAAUCUCCUCAUCUUCUCUCUCCUCGUGCCAUUCAUCCACCGAGACGGAGCCAUCGGGCAGCAGGCCCGAGACGCGCUGCUGCUGGUCAUGGCGGCCUCGGCAAGCAACGAGGCCGUGGCACGUUACAUCGCUGAGAACUCCUACUUCUGCCCGGUGUUGGCGACAGGCCUCAGUGCCCUCUACUCCUCGCUGCCCAGGAAGAUUGAGGUUCGGGGAGAUGACUGGCAUGCCCUGCGUCGGGAGGACUGGAUGGGCGUGUCGUCGCUCGUGCUGUUCAUGAACUCGCUGGAGUUCUGCAACGCUGUGGUGCAGGUCGCUCAUCCCCUGGUCCGCUGCCAGCUCUUGGACUACCUCCACAACGGCUUCCUCGUACCCGUCAUGGGCCCCGCACUGCAUAAGUCGUUGGUGGACGAGAUGAUUGCCAGCACCGCCUACCUGGACCUUUUCCUGCGCAGUGUGUCGGAGACAUCCCUCCUUAAAACCUUCCUGCGCUUCAUCCUGCUGCAUCGCCACGACAACGACACCAUCCUGGACACGCUGCUCACACGCAUCAGCAGCAAUUCAAGGCUCUGCAUGGUAUCACUGAGUCUCUUCAGGACUCUUCUGUCUCUGAACUGUGAAGACGUCAUGCUGCAGCUCAUUCUCAGGUAUCUACUGCCCUGUACCCAUGUAAUGCUGAGUCAGCGUCGUGCCAUCAGGGAGACUGACCUGUACGGAAAGUCGGCAGACAAGUUCCUAUCUCUGAUCCCAGAGUGCUGUCGACUGAACCCAGCGUCCUCUGCUGAGCGGGACGAGGAUGGUGCAUUCUGGGGUAAAGUACUGAAUAGUCCCAGUACAGAGUCUCCAGCCCCACCCAGACCCAGCACCCCAUCCCGCUUAGCCUUCUUCAUGCGCCAACAGAGCAGCGGAUCAGGAGGAGGGGGUCCCUCUACCCCCACCAGUAUGGAGUCGCUGCAGUCGGGUCCUUCCGGCUCCCACCCUCUGUCCCCUGACAGCCCGAUGCACCAGCAGCAGACUAGCACAGAGUGUCUGGACUGGGAUUCGGGUUACCUGGAGUACCUCAAAGACGCCCGACGGGGCAUCGAGCUUUGCUCCUGGGCCUGCCGCGACUGGUCGGCGCCCUAUGAUGGAGAAAACCCCUCCCCAAAUGCGGCCCCUCCACCCCCACCUCCCCUUACCUCCAACCCUCCCAUGGCCAUGUUCCCUGAGCACUUCUCUUUCCAGCAGGGAGGAAGCAGUAACACCCCUCCAGGCCAGCAGAGGGCGGCCAUCGUGGCUGCGGCACGAUCUGAGUGGAGCAGCUCGGAGCGGGACAGCGGAGAGUGGGAUGUUACGAUCGGCAAAAACAACUGCAUCAGCCUCACGCCACGCUCCAAGAAACGCAGCCUGCAGAGAGAGGAGCUCCUGCCAAAGCCUGUACCUCAUCUCGUCCCCUCCUCCUCUUCUUCAGCCACACCUUUAUCAACAUCCCACCCCGCCUCGUCCCCAGCUCCUCACAAUCCCACCUCUGCCAUCACUGUUAGCUACCAGGCCAUGUACAAUGGAACAAUGGGGCAGGGGGACGGGUGCUCAGACAAUCAAGACAGAGGGCUGGAGGUAAAGAAAGUAAAGAGAGACUUGGGGGAGCAGCAGUAUUUGGAUGAAAAUGCAAAUCAAAAUGGAUCCCUCGUCACCUGUCCCUCCCAAAGCUGCAGUGCUCUCCCACAGUCCAUUUUUAGCAACAGUGAAAUAAGUGAUGCAAAAUCACUUUGCUCUAACCAGAUCUCCUCUCAGAGCCCUGUCACCCAGCCAACGUCUGACACCAAACUGCUGACCAGCGACACCUCAAACCCACACAGUGCAUCCUCAGAUCUUCCAGAAGCCAAUCAGACGCAACAAUCUGUAGAGAGUCUCAUCCAGGAGCUACUGGAGCAGGCGCCAGGAGAGCCGCAGUUCCCCGGAGACGCCAACGGUCAGGGCAUCAGCAUCGAGGCCUUCACACAGGAGCUGAGGGAGCUGGAGGACCGGGUGAAGGAGCGCAGCAGAACAGCCUGUCAGCAGGAGGACACCGCCAGAGAGUCCAUGUCCUCUGAGCGGCAGGACGAGGAACAGCAGCUGUCCUCAGCCCUGGAGAUGAAGCAGACAGGUGACGCAAAGGGAGACGGGCCUGUGGUGGGCCUCUGCAGUCCUGCCAGACCACUGAAUCAGCCCGCCUGUCAGCCAUACACAGGUCCGUUCAUGGUGGUUCUGUUUGCCAAGCUGGAGAACAUGCUCCAAAACUCGCUGUACGUCAACAUCCUGCUCACGGGCAUCGUGGCGCAGCUGGCCUGCUAUCCUCAGCCGCUCCUACGCUCCUUCCUGCUCAACACCAACAUGGUCUUCCAGCCCAGCAUCAAGUCACUGAUCCAGGUUCUAGGUUCUGUGAAGAACCGCAUUGAGGCAUUUGCAGCCUCUCAUGAAGACUUCCCUGCCAUGCUGAAGAAAGCUCAGCAGUACCUGGUGGCCCGAGGCAAAGUGGACUGGUCAGACUUGCCUGCGGCAGUUCCUACCCUGCGGCGCUCUGAUUCAUUAGUGAAGAGUCGUAAGCCAUCUCUCGGAGACCUGAUCCUUCGCCACACCAACAGCCCGACCCGGGCUCGACACGCUGCUCAGAUGGCCCUUGCACACGUACGAGACGGCGGCCAAUCACUGCACAGCGCUCUGUUCAGGGGCGGUGGAGGCGGAGGGGCCUCUGGCCUGGAGAAGCAAGCUGAGGCGCUGCGAGUGAAGAACGCCGUCUAUUGUUCCGUUAUCUUCUGUGAGUUCCUCAAGGAGCUGGCUGCGCUGGCUCAAGAGCACGCCUUCUCUCUGCCUUUCCCGCAAAGCCAGGAGGCAGAGGAAUAGACGGCGAACUCCUCAAAUCUAGCUCUUAGCCUCCGUUUCUUUUUGAUUAGGCUGUAAAAAGAGUUCUGUAGGAUUCCCCCAUCACCAGAGGACAGACUGGAGCACUGAGACUUUUCUGUCACUUAAGUGUGUCGUCUGCAGUGACACAGACAACAAGCGAGAUGAAAACGGUGUCAUUUUUGUACCAAAAUCAUUAUAGGAUACCUAUAGGACUGGAAGGAUUUUCCUCAUCUGUAAACUUAUGAUAUUGUGCAUAUCAUGUAUUAUAUUUACAUUCUAUACACAGAAGAUCUCAGUAAACGCUUGAGAUUUAGGAGCUUGUACAUACACAUACCACGUCAUGGUAUAACGUGACACAGUAAAGCCACAUUUAGGUGCACAUGUUGGUGCUAGUCUCUUAUGUUUUAAGUUGAAAGGGUGCUCUCAGGCGGCACAGAGGAGAAGAAGGUUUUAUCCCAACAAAAUUUUAAUGGAUGAAAUACAUGGGGCAUGGACGCAGGGUGACACGUCUGCAGCAGCAAAGUGCGUCUGUUAUAAUCAACUGAAGCUGCUACAUUGACCACGUGCUGCUCAUCUUAAUUCUUACAUGGCAUGUCUUUUUUUUUUCCCAAUGCAUGACUCCACGGCCCUCCAACAGGUAAAAACUACACAGAACUGUGUAAACAAUCUGUUUAAAAAUGAUCACACCUCAUUGUAUCUGAGGCAGUGCGACCCAGCAGGGCAACCUUGUGGGUGUUUUUACAUUUCACAUUCAAAUAAGUCGAAUCAAUUCAUCCUGUAGUGAAAACGAUCCAGUUCAUUUUUUCAGCACCAGUUGAUUUAGCCUACGCUUUCCAGACCCUCCAUAACCAACUGCAUUAUCACUUGGCAAAACUCAGUAAAGCUGGCAGCAACCACACGCCACAAAAAUGGAGUCUGUGUAGCAGGUAAGAAACCCCACUGUGCUCCGCCUACGUGACACGUCGCAUCCGUGCCCCGUGUAUUUCAGCCGUGACAAACACCAAAAAUAGUUUGGCAGGAAAACAUUUUAAGGUGUAGGCAACUACCAAGUGAUCCAAUCAGCUUUGGUCGCCUCUGUACGACAAGCUCAUGUUGGUUUAGUCCUCUAUCAAGGACUGGCCAAAAGAGAAAGCUCACAGAGAAACAGUAAGUGUUCUGAGGAGCGUCUCAAGUGUCCAUUUUAUUUUUGAAAAGGCUGCAAAGACUAGUCAUCAAUGAACGCGAUGAAAACUGGAACACACAGGUGAGGGAGCAUGCCACUUUCUCUCCUGUGAAUCAGCACGGCCACCACAAACGUACUGGAAGAAACUUUGGGUAACGAAUGCCAUUUUUUUACUAUAUUUUGUUUUAAACGUGUUUGUGUUUUGCAUUUGCACCAUUUUCUAGACAUAUCAGCAGCGCGUGGGAGCAGGUGUGUCGAUUUGUAUGUGAGGUUUAUUUUAACGAAUGACUCCUUUUCCAAAAAGGUGACGCCAACUCUUUAGGCCAUCAGUAAGCCAUUCACCUGUUGCCAUGAAAGAGGCUGUGGGAUUGAACAGGCAGCACUGCUUUACAAUUCAUACCUUUUGUGUGUCACUUAGUCUUUAAAAGACCUGAGAGUCUGCCAGAAAAAGGCAAGAAGGGAAGGAUUUUUUUUUUUUCCUAGGGAGCGUUGGCAUGAUUUCCAUUUACUCUGAACUGACAUUUUGAAGAAAGGUCCUCGUGAGGCAUUCACUGACUUUUAUUUAAACAGACCUUUGUUUGUGAGCUAAAAUUGAAGCCUGUGGAAGCAAGUCAAUUUCAGUUUUUCCAUUUUUUUGUUUUAGUUAGCUUCAAAACAUUGUCUCUUUCAGGUGAGACAGGCCAAACUGAACAUAGAAAUGUUCAUCUUGGAACUUAACAUGCUGCUAUUUUAUAACACUAACACCCAUUUUUAUUAGUGUCAUAGCUACUAUCUCAUUUCAUUGUUAGGUACCAAGUAUAAAUGUGCAUGUGGGGAUGUGCCAGAGUCAGUGCCAGUGUUGUGAUCGGCAUUUGUUUAUUUUACUGUGUCUGAGGUUGAAUGAAGUUAUGGCCACGCAGUGUUAAAAGCAUUUGCCGAGAUGAAAUUCUCUUUCAACAUUUUGAUUUUUUCCUUAAUGAUCAGCAGCCUUUUGAGGCUUCAUGGCCUUGUCCACAUCAGCACCAGUAUAUUUGAAAAUGUAGCUUUUCCUGUGUGUCCACACACAAACUGUCUGAAACCUGAUCUUUUGCAAAACUCCGUCCAGGGUGAAGAUUUUCAGAAUCGUCAUUUUCGUUGUCAUCGAGUAGACAGGAAACAGAGGGAAUUUUUGGCUUGAGAUAGCAGGGUAAGCUUUUGCCUUUGUGAGGUGUCACAAAUGAAGCGGUAUUUCAUUCAAUGGCAGGGGUGAUCAAAUAGUAGGACUAGGAGGACACUGCUCAGGAUGGCCUUCCAGAAAUAUCUUUUUCUUUGUUUUUUUGUUGUCUUCUUCCUGAUUGUCUUAAUUGUUUUCUUCUUUGUCUUUUGCUACU
Messenger RNA from Epinephelus lanceolatus (giant grouper), 6720 nucleotides. RefSeq names its product FHF complex subunit HOOK interacting protein 1B (gene fhip1b). Gene Ontology annotation, biological process: endosome to lysosome transport; early endosome to late endosome transport; endosome organization. Gene Ontology annotation, cellular component: FHF complex. The record is from RefSeq and is a predicted model, not a curated record. NCBI's taxonomy places the organism in Eukaryota, Metazoa, Chordata, Actinopteri, Perciformes, Serranidae.